This is a messenger RNA of Arachis duranensis, 1462 nucleotides long. RefSeq lists its product as uncharacterized. Bases 349 to 1419 code for a protein of 356 amino acids. The record is from RefSeq and is a predicted model, not a curated record. NCBI's taxonomy places the organism in Eukaryota, Viridiplantae, Streptophyta, Magnoliopsida, Fabales, Fabaceae. The transcript has 3 exons.
UUAAAGAAGUGUGCUUUUGUUUGGUACAAUGGAGGAAACAAAGGACAAAAACCUAAGAAAAAGAAACAUGACUUGUCAAUGACCAAAAGCAAAAGCCAUUCCAAACCUUAACUCCUUCUUAUCAGUUUCUCAGUUUUUCACACACAUUCAAAUGCCAAACCCGCCACCCUUUUAUCUCAUAAAUCCAAACAAAUUAAAAAUUUCAAAUCUUUUUUUUUUUCACUUUGGAAAGUUUGAGAAUCUAAAAACACAUAGAACCCUUCUCUUUUUUGCUUUUUCACCCUUUCCUUUUAUCUCUUCGGCUCUGAUCUUUCUUUCUUGUUUACCACUAAAUCAUUUAUACUGACUAUGAAGAACUUGACAUCAUCUCAUUCAACAUUUUCUUCUCCAUCAUCAUCAUCAUCACCCUCAUCAUUAUCAACACUACUGAGUGUUGAACCAACAUUUUGCAACCCAGAGAGUGCAACUUCAGGUUGCAUCAGUGCCAUAUUUCGAAGGAUUCUAUGCUCUCGUGCCCUUCCAACUCACGCUUCACGCCAUAUCAGACACCUUCAUUCAAUGAUGGGGAGUGACAAAGACGAAGAAUUGAAGGCUAAGCAUAAGAAGAAGGAAGCUGCAUUUUGUGAAGCUGGGGUAGUGGCAAAGUUAAUGGGAUUGGAAACUGCCAUGGAAGGUUCAGUUUCAUCAUCAAUGGAGUGCUUCUUGGGAGAUCAUCAGGGUGUGGAUAGGAGUGUAAAAGGUUCCUCAUCAUCUUCUUCGUUUCAUGGGGUGCCAACAACUUUCCAUUUGCAUGAAAAUGAGGACUUCUUGGUUUUCAGCUUCGGUUCCAACUACUCCAAAGGCAAGAAGAAGAAGAAGAAGAGAAACAAGAGUGUGUGUGAUAUGUGUGAUGUUUCUCCCAUCAAUGUUGGUGAACUUGAAGAAGAGAUUGUGAAGAGGAAGAAAAGAAAUGAUAAUGCAUGUUUGGCAAAGAACAAAGUUGCAAAUGAGUGCAGCUCAGAAGAUUCAAGCCCAGUUUCUGUCUUUGAUUUUCACCGCCAACUUCUUCAAACAGAUAAUGCAGAUUCAUUAGGAGUUGAUUUGAAUUGGAGAAGGAAAUUGACACCAGAGCUUGAAAAUGAAAAGCAGCAUGUUCUGCAUUCUGAUAGUGACAUUUUGUUGCUACUUGAAGAGGAAAAGCUUAAUUUGGCAACUGAGAACAACAAACAUAAAAUGAAGCAAAGGCAUAAUAAUGAUUAUGAAGAUGUAUGGGGUCAAAUUUGCAAGCUAGUUGAACAUGAUUUGUUUGGAUCAAAUCAGAUUGAGGCUGAAAGAACGAGAAAACAAGGUGAAAUUGAAAACAUAACUGCAGAUUUUGAGUCUCAAAUUUUUUGUCACUUGUUAAAUGAGCUGAUAGAUCAACUUGUUAUUAGUUCCUAGUGUUAGUGAGAAAACUGCAAGUUUAAUUAGAAUCUUUAUGUAA